AUGUCGUCUCCAAUCCAUACCACCGCCAAUGGCGAUCCAAAGUCUGAUGUAUCUCGCCCAACCACACCUACCAAGUCCACUGCUGGCUCUGCAAAGAUUUUUACACCAUCGAAAAACCCACCCGUUCCAAAUUCCCCCAAGGACUACGUCUGUGACAACAUCUACUAUGAAGAUCAUUGUUCACCAGACCCCAAGCGGGAAGAAGAGAUGUACACCGAGAAGCUUGAGCUCAUCAAGAAGCAAAUUCAAAUCAAGAACAUUGCUCAUGAAAUAGAACAAUUGACCUUCAACCAGAACGAGUUGCAGAGCAUAUUGGAACUUGCCACCGCGCAAAUUGAGCCACUUCAAAUUCAAGUCAAUGAGCGUACUGCGACCUAUCUAUACAAGACAACUGCCAUCGCCGAGAUCAAAGGCUCCCCUAAUGUUCUCAACAUCACAAAAGAGAUGUCGGCUGCUGAAGUCCUCGAAGCUCGCAGAGCCCAAGCCAGACUUGCCAAGCUCCAGCUGGAAGCUAUGGAGAGUGAGAUUGAAAUGCUUGAGGCACAAGUCCUUCUCGACGCUGAGAAAGAAGCCACUUGCACCAAAGUCUCUGAGUUCGAAAUUACUCGAGCUAAGCUUGCCGAGUUGACCGCUGAUAUUUUCGCUCUCAAGAGUGAGUACCAGAAGUCCAACUUGGCAUGGACCUCGAAAUUCUCAGCCGAGGAGAGUAAUUUGCAAAGCAACUACGCCAACGACGGUACCAAUGAUGUCUCUACCAAGUUGGAACAACUAUCAUCUGAGAACACAGCCCUGAAGGAACAAGUUCAGGUCAUGCUUACUAAGUCUACUGCUCCUGGUGACAACAUCAUUGCAGGUUUGCAGCAUACCAUUGCGACUGGCACAGCACUGAACAACGCCCAGGCGAAUGAGAUCGAGUCUCUGAAGGCUAUUAUCUCAGCUGGUCAAGCACAAGUUCAGGCUCAGGUCAAUGAGCUCCAAUCGCUGCACGCACAAGGUCAGGCGCAAGCCCACGAGCUUCAAGCAUUGCAUGCUCAGAAAGAUGUGGAUAUGAACAUGAAAUUCACUAUCAAGAACCUCGAAGAAAAAAUCGAGAUCAUGAAGCCUCUUUAUCGACUUGGUCGCCAGGUCCGCUACCGCAACAAUAAUAGCAUCCUUCGCAAGAAGUAUGAGGGACAGGAUAUUGAGUGCAACCUGGAUAACUAUGAGGAAGGUUACCAUGCCAGAUUUGGCGGUCAUGUGAUUGCUGACUCCAUGAUGUAUCAUAGCCAUGGUGGCUUCGAUGAGAUUCACCCCAUGGGAAACGAUGAGAAGAAAUUUGAAAUACUUCACCAUGGUAUCACUGCUAAGAUGGUCUGGGACCACCGCCAUGACUUCACCAUACUUGCAGAGAUCCUGGAUAUGGCGUCCAAUAUGACAGCUUAUGGCGAAAAGAACACUACUGGUAUUGCUGAUGACUUUGAAGGCGAAGACGACGAAUAUGGUCUCGAGGAUAAGUUCGCACUGACGGACUUCGGAAAUUCUGAGUUCAAGAAGCUCUUCGUUAAGGUCAUCUCUCACAUCUUGCCUUCCUACAAAACCUUAGCCAUCACGUCCGAUGAUGAAUUCAGAAAGCACCAAGAUCUUGUGGAUGCCUUCCAUGCCAUGUAUAUCAUCUCAUCUGAGGUUGUCAAGAACAAUUAUAUCGCUCGUCGCAAGGGAGUUGAAGAUACUUGGGACCAACCCUGGGAGAAUGCUUGGGAGGAGUGGGAUGACUGGGUCCACAAGGCCAUGAUUCGUCAAAUGUGCUGA
Cadophora gregata is the source of this 1788-nucleotide messenger RNA. RefSeq lists its product as uncharacterized. The transcript is spliced from 7 exons. NCBI's taxonomy places the organism in Eukaryota, Fungi, Ascomycota, Leotiomycetes, Helotiales, Ploettnerulaceae. The record is from RefSeq and is a predicted model, not a curated record. The coding region runs from base 1 to 1788 and encodes 595 amino acids.